Colossoma macropomum (tambaqui) is the source of this 234-nucleotide messenger RNA. RefSeq lists its product as uncharacterized. The transcript is spliced from 4 exons. The annotation marks the transcript as partial. The record is from RefSeq and is a predicted model, not a curated record. NCBI's taxonomy places the organism in Eukaryota, Metazoa, Chordata, Actinopteri, Characiformes, Serrasalmidae.
AUGGCGGAGAAGGACAGGGAGAGAAAGAGCGCAGCAGAGGAAGAGCGAAGGAGAGAAAGAGCGCAGGAGAGAAAGAGCGCAAGAAAGAGCGAGGAGAGAAGAGCGAGGAGAGAAGAGCGGAGGAGGGAAAGAGCGAAGGAGGGAAAGAGCGCAGCAGAGAAAGAGCGCAGGAGAGAAAGAGAGCGGAGGAGAGAAAGAGCGCAGGAGAGAAAGAGCGCAGAAGAGAAAGAGCGA